AUGUAUUCUAAUAAUCACCAUUCGCGACCCCAUGUAUCCAUACCUCCAGGCUCCCAGCAGCCAAUGAACCCGGCACCACCUUUUUCACCCUAUGCAUUCGAACUUACUACGCCGGCGGCAGGCCAGCAACAUAUGUCCAACCCGUGGGACACCUCAGAUCAACACAUUCCAGGGGCCUUCGAACCGCGUCCCCAUUCUAUCCUUCGUUCCCAAUCUUCCAGUCCUAGCCAUGCCAGCACAGUUUAUGAAGCACGGGAACCUCCUAUUGCUUUCCCAGAACCUCAGUUAUUUCGUUCAUCGUCUCAAAGAGCUACACUUUCUCCCGGAAAUACAUCGAUGCUCUCGCAUCGACAUAGCAGAAGUGCUUUGGGCAGUGAUGGUCCGCACCUACGACGAGAAGAAUCGUACCUAUCUUUGGCUUCGUCUUAUGAUCAGCCGGAUGACAGUGACCAUUACGAAACCGCGUCUGCUGGCUCACACGGUGACGCCGAUAACGCGACUCAACAACUUUCUAAUCUGUCAUUGGAACCGGAAGAAGGACUGCGGAAGUUUCAAGCCGGAGAAUUACCUGAAAUUGAUCAAGAAUGGUAUAAAUUAGUCCCUUCAGAGGCCCGAGAAGCUCUCGGAAAAAAAGAGGUACAAAGACAGUCCGUAUUAUUUGAAGUGUUCAAAUCGGAACGCGAUUAUGUCUCUGACUUAGAGGCUGUACAAGAUGUUUUCAUAACGCCAUUGAGGACUGCUUCCCCGCCAAUCAUUACCGAAAACAUCCUACCCCGGUUCAUCACCGAAGUUUUCGGGAAUUUGAACCAGAUUCUUACCCAUCACCAACGACUUUUAGCAGCUCUUUUUGCUCGCCAACGCGAGCAGCAUCCAUUCGUUCUUAGUAUUGCUGAUAUCAUACUGGAGACCGCUUUGAACCCUAGUUUCAGGUCUGCGUACGAAAUCUAUAUCAAACACUACCCUAUAGCGGAGUCUCGUCACCGACAAGAACUUAAACGAAACCCUUCUUACCAGUCUUUCAUCCAAUCUGUGUCAUCCGACCCGAGAAUUCGAAAACGUGAUUUGGUCACCUUCCUCUCGCGCUCCGUAACUAGGCUGCCCCGUCUCAGCUUACUCCUUGAACAGAUACUGAAACUGACCGAGAAAGAUUCCGGACAUCCAGACUUGGAAAGUCUGCCAAUCAGUUUAGGGAUCUUCAGCGAUUUCAUAAAGAGCACUCAGCCCGGAAUAGAGGCGGCAGAGAGUAAGGUCAAAUUUUGGUCAUUAUGCGAAAGUUUGCAGUAUCAGAAGGGCGAAACGAUCGACAUGGAUCUGUAUGAUGACAGCCGUACACUUGUGUACUCUGGACCUGUUUCACGAAGAGCCCGCUCAUCAACGUCCGGGUCUUGGACCGACCUUGUCGUGGCCCUUCUGGACAAUUUCUUCCUUUUGACCCGCGAAGAGACGAGACCGAAUGCCGUUGUUAAACGAUAUCUCAUCUCCCGCCCGCUCCCUCUGUCUUUUUUACGUUUAGGAUCCUUCUCUGAUCCCCCUGAAUAUCGUAAGGAAUACGAUAAGGAUGGUGGUGUUUUAGGUUUGCGAUACCAAAACGUGCCCGUAUAUCCCUUCACCAUAUACCACGCCUCAAGUAGGGUCAAUCACCGAUAUACCCUCUAUGUUCUGAGUGAUUCGAUACGUAGAAAGUGGUACAACUAUCUUGUUGAUGCUCUUGGGGUCAACAAAGCUAGACAGGACGGAAACAUGUACUUCGAUGCACAGACGCUCUCCGACUCUUUCUUCCGUGUUACGGGACCGAAAUACAUCUCGGGAGGGCAUUUGACUGGUAAGGUUACCAGCGCAGUGCCAUUCGGUUGCGGAGGGCGUAAUUUUCUUGCCGUUGGCUGUACAUCAGGCAUAUAUGUCUCAUUACGCGGAAAGGAUGAGUUUCGGAAGGUUCUAGAUCAUCCUAAUCCGACGUCAAUAGCUGCCGUCCAGACGUUUGAAAACAAGACCUUCAACAGAUUUCUUGUACAUCACGAUUCAGUCCUAACGUCGUAUUCCCUCGACCUUGUUGCACGAGUGGCGCUUGGUCAAGCUCAACAGAAAACCCUGGAAGCUUCACUGGAAAAAGUAGCAGGCCAUGACGCCAAUGUUCUUUUCUUUCGGCAAGUGCACAUCGGCUCACGGGUCUUGAUCAUAUACGCCUCAAAGAAGCUUUUGCAAGUGUCACUCGGCCUUCAAGUACUUGAGGCUGUAGAUGUGUCAGAGGCGCCCAUGUCUCCAAGACGCAACUCUCCAACAACCGCAAGAUCCUUUCGUCCUUUUGGUGAUGCUGGUUAUGUUCCCAAAGAUGCGCACGAGAUUACGGCGUUAGUCAAGACUAUUGGGGUAUGUACUGAUGCUGGGAUAGUCAUCUUGGAUCCAACCAACCUAGCACGAUCUACAGUGACAGUUGUCCCCAAUCUAAGUGACGCAGCAAAUAAUUCCGUCAUGACAACACUGAAAUCACGCCUAGAGGAUGCUAAGCCACUAGGGCUUGUUCGUUGUGACGCAAACGAGCUUCUGGUCGUCUAUGAUAGUGUUGGAUGCUAUAUCACAAAACACGGCCAACCCAGCCGUCAGUGUACAUAUGUCAAGUGGGAAACGCAGGCAACUUCGUUUGCCCAUCGUGGCGCUCAUUUUCUCCUCUUUUCGCCGGAGUUCAUCGAAAUCAGGAAUAUUCUCACUGGCCGUCUUGUGCAGGUUAUAGAAGGCGAAAAUAUUCGCUUCUUGUAUUCCGGACCUGCUGUAAGCUCGAAUGAUACGAUUCUAGUUGGGAUGCGAGGCGCCAAAAACGAUAAAGACGGUGUCAGCGACCGCAUAGUGGAGCUGGUGGAAACAAAAGAACUCGGGGCGAACAACCCGCCGGUUACUAACGGCUCACCUGCGAUGUGGGCAGAGUGGGAUAUGCAGUGA
Desarmillaria tabescens is the source of this 2934-nucleotide messenger RNA. RefSeq lists its product as uncharacterized. Gene Ontology annotation, molecular function: guanyl-nucleotide exchange factor activity. The record is from RefSeq and is a predicted model, not a curated record. The transcript is spliced from 14 exons. The coding region runs from base 1 to 2934 and encodes 977 amino acids. Lineage: Eukaryota; Fungi; Basidiomycota; Agaricomycetes; Agaricales; Physalacriaceae.